CCGCGCUCCGCCGAGGUCGGCCCCGGGGCGCCGAGAGGCGUGGCCGGCCUCGGCGGACCCUGGAGGCGGCCAUGGCCUCGGUGGUGGAGUACAAGGGGCUCAAGGCGGGCUACCACUGCGGCUACUGCGACUCCGAGGAGGGCAAGGUGUCCUGCGGCAUGUGGGCACACUCCAUGACCGUACAGGAUUAUCAGGAUCUCAUAGACCGAGGAUGGCGGAGAAGUGGAAAAUAUGUGUACAAGCCUGUCAUGAAUCAAACAUGUUGUCCCCAGUACACGAUAAGGUGCCGACCUUUACAGUUUCAGCCAUCAAAAUCACACAAGAAGGUUUUGAAAAAAAUGUUGAAAUUUCUGGCCAAAGGGGAAAUUUCCAAAGGAAAUUAUGAGGAUGAUCCUAUGGAGCCCACCAUGGAGGACACCGUUGCUGGUGACUUUGGAUUAAUAAAUAAAUUGGAUAUACAGUGUGACCUUAAAACGCUCAGCGGUGACCUCACAGAGAGCUUUGACAGUGAAGAAAAGAAGAAAGGAAAAAGCCCAAAGAAGGGAGAAUCUAAUGAAUUCAUUCAGUCACAAGAUAUAGAGGAGAAGUUGGGCUCUGGUGAGCCAUCACAUCCGGUUAAAAUGCCCAUGGCUCCUAAGCCAGGCAAAGGAGCAGAUUUGAGUAAGCCUCCCUGUCGAAAAGCAAAGGAAAUCCGGAAAGAAAGGAAAAGGUUAAAACUGAUGCAGCAGAACCCGGCUGGAGAACUUGAGGGUUUCCAGGCUCAGGGUGAACCACCGUCUUUGUUCCCACCAAAGGCUAAUAAAUCCAACCAGCCCAAAUCGCUCGAAGAUUUAAUUUUUGAAUCUUUACCAGAGAAUGCAUCACACAAGUUGGAGGUGAGGGUGGUGAGAUCAUCUCCACCAAGUUCUCAGUUCAAAGCCACAUUUCAGGAGUCUUACCAGGUCUAUAAACGUUACCAGAUGGUUAUUCACAAGGAUCCACCUGAUAAGCCAACUGUGAGCCAGGUGAGGUUAGUACCUGUCUCCUUUGAGGACCCAGAGUUCAAGUCGUCCUUCAGCCGGUCAUUUUCUCUAUAUGUCAAGUAUCAAAUGGCCAUACACCAGGACCCGCCCGAUGAGUGUGGGAAGACUGAGUUCACAAGAUUCCUUUGCAGCUCACCUUUGGAGGCGGAGAAUCCCCCUAAUGGACCAGAUUGUGGUUAUGGCUCCUUUCACCAGCAGUAUUGGCUUGACGGGAGAAUCAUUGCUGUGGGGGUGAUCGACAUCCUUCCAUACUGUGUGUCAUCUGUAUAUCUGUACUACGAUCCUGAUUAUUCAUUUCUGUCUUUGGGUGUCUACUCUGCACUACGAGAAAUUGCUUUUACGAGGCAACUUCAUCAGAAAACAUCUCAACUCAGCUAUUAUUAUAUGGGUUUCUACAUUCAUUCAUGUCCCAAGAUGAAAUAUAAGGGUCAGUAUAGACCUUCUGAUUUGUUGUGUCCUGAGACGUAUGUUUGGGUGCCCAUCGAACAGUGCCUGCCUUCACUUGAGAACUCAAAGUACUGCCGUUUCAACCGGGACCCAGAAGCAGUGGAUGAAGGUCGCAGUAAAGACCCUGACCGUUUGCAGGUGUUCCACAAGAAAGCCAUAAUGCCUUACGGCGUUUACAAGAAACAGCAGAAAGACCCGGGCGAGGAGGCCGCUGUGCUGCAGUACGCGAGGCUGGUGGGGCAGACGUGCUCCGAGCGGAUGCUGCUGUUCCGGAACUGAACCCACGCCGCUCCCGCUCCCGCCCGGGCACCCACCCUGUGCCCGUGACGCGCGCCGCCCGGUACAUGCCCCUCCCUCCGGGGACGUUCCGGACCCGCCCACAGAUUAGACUUUUUUAUUUUGACUAUUAUAUGGCUUUUCUAAAAUAUUUUGUGGCAAUGUAUUUGUGAGAAUCUCCUGGUUAAUACAAAGAUUUUAAAAAUACGUCAUGACCUAGCCUCAUAAUUGGGGCUUAUCAUUUUGGAAGUUUGUUUUAUGAGCAAGAUACAGUAUAAACUUCUCAUGUUACUAUUUUGGAAAGUAAAAUUAGUAAGUGGAUCUUAACUAAUUUAAAUCACUGUUGUGCUUUUUUUGUCAAAGAAAUUACAACAGACUUCUCAGAUCCAUUCAACACAUUAGUUUACGCUACGAAACCUUACGUGUGGGGAGGACAGUGAGGGGGUCUGUCUCACCACUUAGAAAACGUCUUCUCAGGAGAACAAGACUGUGUUGUUAUUCGGUGUUUAGUAUUAAAUUGCUGCUGAAUGUUACGUAGUUAAUAGAAAACUCAAAAGAAUAUAAACAUUGAAGAAAGGAUGUCAUGUGAACAUCAGAUACUCAUUUACCCAGGACAGUCCCCAUUGUGUCUGUUGUCUUGAUGGGAUUAGUUUUUCCUAGAACGAUUACUACAAGAGUAUCCCAGUUUGGACAGCAAAAUAUAUGGUUACCCUGGUUGUGUAGAUGAUUUGCCGUAUUUCUAAAAAUCUAAGAAGUGGAGUUUUCUUUGUGUUUGUUUCGGUUUUUUCAUUUUGUUUUUGUAAAAUAUUGGCUCCUGCCUUGGCCUAGUAAGACCCACCAGAAGUAAACAUACACUAAAUUUUUCAUUCCUUCGAACUCAGGACACUUGUCUUUGGUUGCUGAUUAAAAAUUAGUUAAUAUCGGACUACUAGCUGCACUACAAGUCACACGUAACGAAGCACAGGCAUCAUUCUGACCUCUGUUCCGGGGCAAGAGGUGAACAAUCCGUGCCUUGCCCUCUGGUUUGCGAGUCACGGAGCAGGUGCUGCACUCGGGAAUUUGAGGCAGAGGCCGGCUUCUUUUUUCCCCUCUCACUUGCUUUUGUUUGGCCCCUCACCCAGUCAGCCAGUGUCCCUCGUCCACCACCGUCAAGGUGACAGGCACUGUGCCAGGAAGGAAGAGGAGACUCGCACGUCAGUUUGUAGUUAGAACUGAGUUGUGUUGGAGACCAUGAGCGACAGAGCAGCUUUGGUUUCUUGUGCUCUGUAUCAGCUCCUCCCCGUCUUCUGCAGCCAGCUGCUCGGCCACUAGUUCAUUUCAUACCGCAUUUUGCCUCUUUUCUAUUGAUCUUUUUUAAAAAAAUGCACGUAUUAUAAAAGUUAGUACUUGGAAACCCACUACUGAUUUUAAACUUUUCUCCUAAAUGCACUGAUUUUAGAUAAAACAUUAGGAAAUAAUUUCAGUUAGCUAAGGGAAAGAUCCUAAAACAAUGAUUUUAAAAAUCACAUGUCUAGAAAUUCAGCAUCUAAAUAAACCGUGUAUUUAUUCAUUCAGAUAGGGUGUGUGUGUGUGUGUGUGUGUGUGUGUGUGUGUGUGUGUGUCUGUGUUAACACCUGCCAUGGGCAGGUACCUGGCUAACUGAAGAUAGGGUAGCGAGAAAAGCCAUUUUUUCUGAUAGCGUGGGUUUAGCAUUCUUCUGGAAUUUUGUUCCGCAAAAUAAGUCUCCCAAGAGUAUUUGAUAGACUCGUAUUUGGAACUGCCUUCAGAGUCUAUAGAACUUUUUUUUAUUUUUCCCUCUAAAAUGAAGACAGCUUGGGGCGCCUGGGUGGCUCAGUCGGUUAACCGUCUUGUCUUGACCUCGGUUCAGGUCAUGAUCUCACGAUCCAUGAGUUUGAGCCUCACGUCAGGCUCUGUGCUGACAGCUCAGACCCUGGAGCCUGCUUGGGAUUCUGUGUCUCCCUCUCUGCUCCUCCCCUGCUCAGGCUCUGUCCCUCUCUCUCUCAAAAAAAAAAAAAAUGAACAUUAGAAAAUAGUAAUAAAAUGAAGAUAGCUUAGUUGUUUUCUGAUGACAAAAUGGUACUCACUGUAAGCAAUUAAAACAUUAAUAAAACUAUAAAUUAGAAUGUAAAAAUAAUCUGAAAUUCUACCAUACCAGAGAAAGAGAGAAUUGUUCUAUAUAUCCACACGUAUGCAUGUAUAAUUUCAACAUAAAUAGAAUUAUGCUCCACAUGCUGUUUUGUGGACAUACCUGAAUUUUGAAAGAAGUUUCAGAAUAGGAUUUCAGAGGUGUUGUGAGUAAUCUCAGUACCAGUAAAGCCAGCAGGGUAGACUUGGUCCAUGGUACCCUUGGCCUUGGAAUGUCCUCGUCGUUAGGUGCUGCAUCACAUCUUAGCGAUUGGCAGGUAGAAGGGCACUGUUGACGAUCACAACUCUUGAGUAUCCCAUGAAGAGAAAACUGGACUCUUACAUCUUGCCACGAGCGUGGUUUCCUCCUGCAGAAUUCAGUUAAGGUUCCUUCAGAGGAAAGCGAUCAGUCACCCCUGUCGGGGAACCAUGGUGCUGCCCCUGAGGGGGACGUUCAAGGUCGGCCGCAGUGAACUGCCAGAGCCGGGCGCAAAGAUUCUUCUGCUCACUUGCUGCGUUCAUGUGCUGUUCUGGGAAUAGAUAGUGUAUUGAUCCUGAUGAGUUAAUUAUUUGUUCUUUUGAGCCCUAGCUGAGUGAGUAUUAAGAGUGCUAGACAAGGACAACAAGGAGAGCGACCCAGCUUUGUCAGUCGACAUGCAGUCUAGCUGAGAAAUCUGGUUUUAUGUUAAUGGCUUUCAUCCAAAGAAGGACACUCGAGAACCUUUCAAAGACAGUUUCUAUCUUUAUCUUUUCAAGGCUGGCAGCUGCACGUUUAGUCUCAGAGUUGUCGUCCCUUUCUGGAUUCAGGUGAAUUCACGUCUGCUGCCUCCUUGUCUUGGGAGCAGAAAUGAAAUCGAGAUGUCCCCAUGCUACCAUCUUUAUUUAAAUUCUUUCAGUUCUGUGAGAUUUUUGUUAUUUUUUUAAAUGUAAUCUGAGCACUUUUUUUAUAUUCUAUGAAAGAUAGAGGCUAUUACCAAAUGAAUAUAUUAUUCAUUUGAUUAAAAUUAUUUAGAUAAGGAACUGUUACUGUUUAUCUUUGCUUUCAGACAACUUAUCCUAUUUUUUAUCCAUUUUGCAAAAUAGCACUUGUGUGUGGUUUCUUAACACAUUGGAAUCUAUUCUGUAAAUGAAGCUUUUCAGAUUUCUGAACAGUAUAUGGUCUGAUUUUAUAGUCUUUAUACUAUUUCAGUAUGAAUAAAAAUGAGAAAGAAUGUGAUGACCAGUUAUCUAGAAUGUGUUGUUUGUUGCUAACUUUAAAGAAGGAAAUGAAAUGGAAAUAUAUGGGAAAUGUUUGAAUUAGAAGUUAUUCAAAUAUGUAUUCUUUUCCAAAAGAAAACCAGUGACUGUAAAGCAAAACAAGUUUGAUUGCAUGUGAUAUAUUUUUUUUUUUGCUCUCGUGUAUGCUUUUUGAAUAGUCCAUUUGAUAAAGCUUAAGUGGAAAAAAAUAAAGCUGUUUCUAUCCGCA
Molecule: messenger RNA, 5334 nt
Organism: Acinonyx jubatus (cheetah)
Lineage: Eukaryota; Metazoa; Chordata; Mammalia; Carnivora; Felidae
Gene: ATE1
Product: arginyltransferase 1
Exons: 13
Coding region: 72-1748 (558 amino acids)
Biological process (GO): protein arginylation
Cellular component (GO): cytoplasm
Molecular function (GO): arginyl-tRNA--protein transferase activity
Source: RefSeq, a predicted model, not a curated record